Messenger RNA from Aspergillus heteromorphus CBS 117.55, 1341 nucleotides. Its product is annotated as Hsp70 family protein. The coding region runs from base 1 to 1341 and encodes 446 amino acids. The transcript is spliced from 4 exons. Lineage: Eukaryota; Fungi; Ascomycota; Eurotiomycetes; Eurotiales; Aspergillaceae. The record is from RefSeq and is a predicted model, not a curated record.
AUGGCUGCCUCUUCUACUGGGAGAACCAUCGUCGUCGCGGUGGAUUUCGGCACCACUUUCUCGGGUAUAGCGUGGGCUCAAACAAGCAAUUCUACCACCGAAUCAUAUGAUGGAAUGACCAGCGAGAAGGUUCCCAGUGAGGUCUCCUAUGAGUAUACAAAGUCGGGUCCGAAGUGUCUGUGGGGCUUCCAAAUCCUGGACAAUAUGCCCCGACACCAAUGGAUCAAGCUCGGUCUUGCCCCUGAUCAAAAGUUGGGGCUCGGGACGCGAAUCUCAUCUUCAUAUGGAGAUUGUCGUCGUAUCUCUCUCCCAUAUCAUUCGACCCCUGCGGACGUCGUGACUGACUAUCUUCGGUCUCUACAAGAGCAUCUAUCCGUCAUUCUAAAGUCCAAAAUUGGCACUUCCCUGGACAGUACGAGUCUGAGCUUUGGUGGAGCGUCUAAGAUUCGUAUCAUCUCCGAACCGGAAGCUGCCGCUAUUCAUUCCCUGAGUGCAUCCAGUCCGCACGGCUUGGAAGUCGGAGAUACAAUCGUCCUUUGUGACGCAGGCGGCGGGACGGUCGAUCUCAUCACGUACUCUAUUAUCGAGCUGGUACCCAAUAUGCGGCUCAAGGAAGAAGCACCAGGGGCUGGAGCACUGUGCGGAAGCACCUCUCUUAACAGACGCUUCGAGGAGCUGCUGAACAACCGUCUGUCUUCUCUCCCCGAGUGGGACCGUGAUACGUUGGACGAGGCUAUGCAACGAUUCGAGAACGUCGGAAAACGAACAUUCAGUGGAAAUGUACAGGAUGACUUUAUAGUUCCCGUUCCUGGAAUAGCAGAUGAUGAGACAAUUGGGGUUCGUCGUGGUCGACUGCGAGUCACUGGACGAGACAUGCAGCAGCUGUUCUUGCCUGUGCUGCAAGAAGUCAAGGGCCUUGUAAGCGACCAGAUUACCACUUCUGAUGGGAAAGUCACAGCAAUUUUCUUGGUCGGCAGCUUUGGACAGAGCCCGUAUCUUCGCAAAUAUCUCCGUGAUGCCUUCUCCCCAGACAUCCAGGUUAUGGCCCACGUCGAUGGAUGGACGGCUGUUGUCAGGGGGGCUUUGGCGAAAACUCUUGGAGCUAUUUCACCGCUCGCUGUCCAAUCAUUUUGGAGUGAAAUCUACGGACAUUAUCGUAUCAGUGUUAUGCAUUGGUUCAUCUGCAAGGUAGAACAUGAUUGUCGGUUUGGAAACAAACUUUGGUUCAGUAUGGCCCGGUUGAUUCCAUACGAAACAUUCUCUAUGAGGAUGCGCCUCUUGGUGAACAGCCUCCUCUGUAUUUUAACCGCCGUGAGUGAUGAAUAUCCUUUCGCCCUGUAG